Molecule: messenger RNA, 1166 nt
Organism: Condylura cristata (star-nosed mole)
Lineage: Eukaryota; Metazoa; Chordata; Mammalia; Eulipotyphla; Talpidae
Gene: CREG2
Product: cellular repressor of E1A-stimulated genes 2
Exons: 4
Coding region: 1-849 (282 amino acids)
Source: RefSeq, a predicted model, not a curated record
AUGUCGGUGCGCGGAGGCCAACUGCAGGUGCGGCCCGGGACCCACCUCUUCUGGCUGCUUUGCUGCAGCGCCCUGCUGACCCCGGCCGCGGGCUAUGUGAUCGUGAGCUCGGUGUCCUGGGCCGUCACCAACGAGGUGGAAGAGGAACUGGACAGCACCUCCACCGAGGAAGCGCUGCCAGCGAUGCUGGAGGACUCCGGUAGCAUCUGGCAGCAGAGCUUCCCGGCCUCGGCUCACAAGGAAGACUCGCACCUGCCGCCCCCCGCGGGUUCCGCCCGCGCCAGGCCGCCCCCUGCGCCUCCCGGGAUGUUCUCCUACCCGCGCGAGAGCGGCCCCAGGUUGCGCCCUGGCACCGCCCGCUUCCUGGCCCACGCCAGCGCCUGGGGCUGUCUGGCCACCGUGUCCACCCACGAGAAGAUCCCUGGACUGCCAUUUGGAAAUUGCCUGCCCAUCAGCGAUGGCCCCAUAAGCAACAGCACCGGGAUUCCUUUCUUCUAUGUGACACCCAAGGACCCUGUAGUCGCCGAUCUGAUGAAGAACCCCAUGGCCUCACUGCUGCUACCUGAAUCGGAAGGAGAAUUUUGCAGGAAAAAUAUCGUCGACCCAGAAGAUCCCCGAUGUGCCCGGCUAACCAUCACUGGCCAGAUGAUAGUGGUGUCCCCAGAGGAAAUAGAGUUUGCCAAACAAGCCAUAUUUUCAAGACACCCAGUUCUCAGAAAGUGGCCUCGGCAGUAUGAAUGGUUCUUUAUGAAGAUGAGGAUAGAACAUAUCUGGCUUCAGAAAUGGUAUGGUGGAGUGUCUGACAUUUCAAGAGAGGAAUAUUUCAAAGCAGUUCCAAGAAAGGCCUGAUGAAGUAAGAAGAGAACCCUCAGUGUUUGCAUAAAAUGAAAACCUUUGAAUGCUGCAGCAGACAGCCAUUGCCUGCUGUUCUUUAUUGAAGGGUUCAGAGCAGCCCUGUCAUUCUCACAGCAGAAGAGACAGGGCGGCCAGGGAGCCCUGUGCUAGGCCAGAGCUCAGAGUGGCCCUUUGCCACUCUCCCAUUCAUACAGGCACUUCACAUAGUGUGUUUAUGCUGUUUUCCAGACUGCAUUCACUUACUUGGGAAUCAUUUUGGUUGUCAAAAGGACACGUUCCAUUCUUCAAGACCAAAAAAAAAAAAAAAAAAA